This is a messenger RNA of Haliotis rufescens (red abalone), 3337 nucleotides long. RefSeq lists its product as uncharacterized. Lineage: Eukaryota; Metazoa; Mollusca; Gastropoda; Lepetellida; Haliotidae. Bases 177 to 2225 code for a protein of 682 amino acids. The record is from RefSeq and is a predicted model, not a curated record. The transcript is spliced from 7 exons.
AUCAACACGAAUUUAAAACAUGUAACCGUACAACGUAGGGCUGAUAAGAAGCGAAAACUGAGUAAUUGAAACAACUAGGUCGGUGUGACUCAAAUUCAGAGAAAAUGUGAAAGCGAAAAUAAGAUUGAUAGUCAUAGUGAGAAUCGUACGACCAUUCUUUUCAUUUGCACACAAACAUGGCCGCUGAAGGCAGUUUUGAGUUCUUCUCAAACGUCUCGCCAUUCAGCCUUCAACACGAAGCCCCAUUCGCCAUACAGGGGAAAACGUUCAACUGUGUUCUACAGUAUCUAAUGUAUCGGAAGGCAGUUUUAUUCAAUGACAAGGAAACAGCAGAGGACAUCAUGGGAACACAGAAUCCUGACGAAUACGAACUCCUUGGGGGACAGAUCUUCAGGUUUCAUCAUACAACUUGGGAUAAGGAAAGGAUGAAAUAUCUUGAUCUUGCUCUCGAGGCCAAGUUCACCCAGGUCCCAGACUUCCAGGGACAGUUGUUGGCGACACACCCACGAGUACUGGCAUAUGCCUCGCCUGAAGACAACAUCUGGGGCAUUGGUUUAACCAAGACUAAUCCCAAGGCUACGGCCAGAAGACAUUGGAAAGGAGAAAACGAUCUUGGCAAUGCCCUUACUAGAAUCAGGGACAAACACAUGCAGAUGGAAAACAGGCUGGAGGAGGGUAGAGAAUGGGAAGAUGAAGAGGCAGAUGGAAACACAAGUAGGGAUGACAGAAGGCAGGGUCGACAAGGGAACAGCCAGAGGCAGGCGAGCCGGGAAAGCAAAGGGCAUAGUGGGAGAGGGGAGAGUCAAGGAGUUGAGGGGCAGGGAAGCAAGGAUGGCAAACUAAAAAGGACACAUGAGCAAACAGAUCACAACUUGGACAAGCGCAGAAGAAGAAACAUGGGUCCAAGAAACACCACAACAUCCUACACAGAAAUGCCUAACCAGGACAAAUUCGUCCUAUUUUUCGGCAAUCAAUCGCCAUUUAGCCAGCACCAUCGAGCCACUUUCACCAUAGGCGGAACAACAUUCAACUGUGCUGAACAGUACAUGAUGUAUCAGAAGACAGUUAUUUUUGGGAACAAAGAAAUGGAACUAAAGAUCAUGGCGACUUCUAACCCUGUGCAACAGAAGCGAUACGGUCGUCAGAUCCCAGAAUUCAAAUUCGAAGUAUGGAAGAAGCACUUCAUAGAGGUCGUUGACCGGGCCACGGAGGCUAAGUUCUCUCAGAAUCCACAUUUGCUGGAACACCUGGUCGCCACGCACCCUAAGCUGUUGGUGGAGGCGAGUCCAUCCGACCGUUUGUGGGGAAUAGGGCGUGGCCAAAAAGACCCCUUAGCCUGGGACAAGGAAACAUGGCGGGGCAAAAACCAACUGGGCUACAUAAUGACCCGAGUGAGAGAUAGAUUGAUGGAGGUCGAGGACACACACUGGGAGGAAUGGGAGAAGUGGAAGGACGACAAGAGGUGGGAGGAAGAGGUUGAGAAGGAUGUAAGAAGGAAGAAGAGGAAUAAGCGACGAUGGGAACCAGAUCAAUCGGUUCCUUACAGAGGACGUCACGAAGAACAGACUACCCAAACUAGACGGGAUGGUGACGGGGCAGAGGAGGAUAGUAUUACUUUCCAAUCCAAAAGUGUAUCUUUCAAACAUGUGUACGGGAAAGAAAAUUUUGAAUUUUUCGUGGGCAUCAAAUCUCCAUUUAGCCAAAAUUAUCCUGCCAGUUUCACAAUCGAUGGUCAAACCUUCACCAGUGCUGAACACUUCACACUGUACCAGAUGGCCGUGAUAUUUGAAGACCAGGAAUGCCAGGAGAAAAUCAUGUCCACAAGUGACCCAAAAAAACAGGAGCGCUAUAGCAGAAAAAUCCGCAACUUCCGGUGGGACGUAUGGAAACAGAAACGCGUACAAGUUGAACGCGCCAUCAUCGAAAAGUUUUCUCAGAAUUCCGACCUGAAGGAGCAACUGUUCGCCACGUCCCCAAAACUGUUAGCUGAGUGUAAUUAUAAGGACGUCUUCUGGAGUACUGGCUAUGGUCUAGGAUUUGCAAAGAGGGAAUCAGAAGCAUGGGACACAAAUAAGUGGAGAGGGUGGAACGUAUUAGGCUACACUUUGACUGCUGUGAGGGACAGACUUAUGGAUGAGAAGAUUCUGAUUGAAGGAGACGGGGCCGUGGGGGAAACUGCGGUGGGCGGAGAAGGAACUCAGCAAGACAGGGAAACACGAAUAUAGUAGUAAAUGUGGAAAUACGAAGAACUGAUGGGGAUAAGGUAGAGGAAUACCAGUAACAACAAUCAAUCAUACAUGAGUGGGAUAACAUGAGUAAGUGUUGACAACAGGAAGAUAAUACUGUCACAACACGAUGGACAGAGAACACAUAGGUGGAAGCCAAUGGGACAUGAUGCCAAUUAAACAGGAUAAGUGAUUGUUGCUUGAUGAGUUCAUAGUAGGCGGAUGGGAUGAAAUAGCCUUGAUCUCUGUUGAUUGAUGGCUUGUGGCAGCGAAUGUGGUCUGCUUCUGUCAGUUUUCUUUUAGUGAAAUCAUAGAGGUUGUUGGAGAGGAUUUGGACGCUGUCCCAGUUGAUGUUGUGAUUAGGACAGUUGAUGAUAUGGCCCGAGAUGGCUGAUAUAAUGGUUGAGGUUUUGCGCUCUUUGAUUCUGGUGUUGAUGGGGCGGGAUGUUUCUCCCACGUAAGAUUGUCCACAGUUGCAGUCAAUUUUGUAAACGAAACGUUUAGGCCCUUGGGGUUCGGUUGUGUUCCUGAGGUUGGUUCUUAGCAGGGUAUUGAGAGAGGUGGAAUUGGUGAGGUGGGUGUCAAUAUUGGCUUGCUGUUUGAGGAGGCGGAUGAUGAUGUGGGAGGCUUUUCCUAUGAUCAGUAUUACAGUAUUAAAGAAGAUGUUAUCCAUAAAAUUGUGUCUAUCCUGUCAUCCGUCAACUUCAAAGUAAUGCCUAUCAAACAAUUCACUGAUGCGGAUGUUGAAGAAGAUGAAAGCAAACCACAUGAAGAACAGGAUGUGAGGGAGAAUUGGGACAGUGAGGAGGAAGAGGUCACACUGGGUGGAAGCGAGAGAAAACGAAGAUGCUGAUAGCACAUUUGCUGGUGACAGGGACGUGAUGGAACAGGAACAGUGUAGGGGAGGUGGUAAAUACUGCCUUUGCCCCUGUGGAUCGAGAAAGAGAAUGUGGCUGGGGGUGACUGACGUUGUCUGCAGUUAUUGCUUGUCCCGGGACAAUAAAAUAUUAUCGUUCUAAACAAUAUGUUAUACUCGUAUAUAAAGUUUUAUGGUAUUCACUGAAAUUGAUAUAGACAGUAUAUUGAGAUAGCAAUUAAAUGCUUACAAAAGA